Messenger RNA from Cornus florida, 1428 nucleotides. RefSeq lists its product as uncharacterized. Gene Ontology annotation, molecular function: aldehyde-lyase activity. Gene Ontology annotation, cellular component: cytoplasm. Lineage: Eukaryota; Viridiplantae; Streptophyta; Magnoliopsida; Cornales; Cornaceae. The transcript has a single exon. The record is from RefSeq and is a predicted model, not a curated record. Bases 233 to 1324 code for a protein of 363 amino acids.
UACAUAAAAUUGCAUUGAAAAAAAAAUAAUAAUAAAAAAUUGGCAUUGGAUAUAUGAUGCAUAUACGCUUAUUAUAUAUGCAUGUGAAAUUACUAAGAAGGACCAAAAUUAUUUCCCUGCCCGUGACGGCCGCUACCACUUUGGUUCGAGUAUAAUUUUCUCACCCUGUUCCACUGCAUCUCACACACAACACACUCUCUCUCUUCUCCAGCACAGAGGCGUACUGUCCAGGAUGAAUAUCCAAUCCUUCUGCAAUCCCGAAACUCCCACCACAGCCAUGGCCACCCUCAAUUGUCCAACCUAUUUUCCUUCUUCGCUUUCCAACCUUAGAAGACAGCUCUCACUUCCGUCAUCCUAUUACUCAAAACCACCUUCAACCCUCAAAACCCUAACCACCACCUUCCCAAACCUCAUCCCUCUCCGAUCCUCCAAGUCUCCCGUCUCCUCCGACCUCUCUCUGUCGACAUCCACCACCUCCUCCCCACUAUCCCUCAAAUCACGUCUACACAAUGGCGAAACCCUCUACGGCAUCUUCCUCCUCAGCUUCUCCCCUACUUUGGCUGAGAUCGCCGGCCUCGCUGGCUACGACUUCGUCGUCGUCGACAUGGAGCAUGGCCACGGGGGCAUUUCCGACGCCCUCCAUUGUCUCCGAGCCCUCGCCGCCACCAGAACUCCGGCUAUCCUUCGCCUUCCGGAGACUUGCCCUACAUGGGCCAAAAAGGCCCUCGAUCUCGGCCCGCAGGGCAUCAUGUUCCCCAUGGUGGACAGCCCAAAAUUGGCCCGUAAAGCCGUCUCGUAUUGCCGGUUUCCGCCCAACGGAGUGCGUGGAUCGGCCCAUACGGUGGUUAGGGCUUCUGAUUACGGCAUCGACGUGGGGUAUUUGAGUAAUUACGAGGAUGAACUGCUGAUCAUGUGCCAGGUUGAGUCGGAAGACGGAGUGAAGAAGAUCGAAGAAAUCGCGAGCGUUGAUGGGGUGGACUGCAUUCAGAUGGGGCCGUUGGAUCUGAGUGGAAGCAUGGGGUACCUGUGGGACCCGGGAAACAAGAAAGUGAGGGAAGUACUUCGAUCGGCGGAGAAGGCGGUGCUGGGUACGGGUAAAAAAGGCGAAGGCGGCGGCGAAGCCUAUUUGGGCGGUUUUGCUAUGCCGCACGACAGUCCAGAUGAGAUGAGGAUGAGGGGAUAUCACAUGGUGUCUGGUGCGGUUGAUGUGGGGAUGUUCAGGAGUGCUGCAGUUGAGGAUGUGAGGAAGUUUAAGAUGAGUUUGAUGGAAGAUGAUGAGAGAGAAACCGGUAAAGAUGGUGACGAGAAGUACUGGAGUGAAUGAGUUUUUGCUUUCUGGAAAAUAAUAAUGGAUGAUGAUGAUUCAUGUUUUUUAAUUAUCUGAGAUGAUUAUGUUUUAUUUAUUUAUUUAUUAUUAUUUUUUUGUCA